Paramecium octaurelia is the source of this 5413-nucleotide messenger RNA. Lineage: Eukaryota; Ciliophora; Oligohymenophorea; Peniculida; Parameciidae. The record is from the annotation of a GenBank genome assembly.
AUGGUUAUUAAAAAAGCUUUUCAGGAUUUUUAUAUUCAAAAAUUCUUACAAAUCAGAGACUCAUUCAAGCGAAAUAAAUAUUUGAGUUUUGCAUUAGUACUAUUCUAAACCCUUCAAAUAUAAGGAAUUUAUAUUAGUGGAAGCAUUUUCGAAUCAGAUGAGUUGGGAAAGAAAAGAGGAAUAAUGGAUGCGGUUAUAAUGAUACUCAAAUCUGCUAAGUACAUUUUAAUAUUGAUAAAGAGUAUUCCCCUUAUUCUAAUCUUCAACGAGUAUCAAUAAAAUAAUUUUUAUUGACUUCAGCUUCAUCAUUUUAUUAAUCGUAUUUUCUUUUAUCGGAUUGCUAGCAAUUUUAACAACAAGAAGUCAAAAAUACAUGAAAAAUCAUAAAGUCAAUGGGUUAUAUCAAUUAGUUUUUACUGAUUCUGCUACUUAAGUAAAUUUCAUAUAUAAUGAUAGUUAUAAACAUAGUAAAAUUUGUUAAUGAAAUUUAUAAAAUUUAUAACCUAUGUAGUUUCCGUCUUUUUGUAAACCUACAAAUACUUGUUUCAUUGGAGUAUCAUUUAUUGUGCGCUAGAUAAUAUCUACAUAUUUAUCAAGAAUCCAUCUGAAAAUAAUGGUAUAAUUAUAUAAUUGAAUUAGAUUGGAUGCAUACAUUGGGAAUAACAACAUCAGUCAUUGUGCUUUUGUUUUUCGUGUUGUUUGAUAACUUUAUGAUGUUCCACUUUUUUGAUUAUAAGUUCAAGAAUCCAGACUUUUUGGGUUAAAAGGAAUCCAAUCUUGAACUCUUGCUCAAUUAAUACAUCUAUUCCACAAUAGCUAUAGUGGUCUUUACCCAAUAAGAAUAUCCAAAUUUACAAUUAUUACUAGGAUUGCUCUUCACAAUUUAUUAAUUGUUUUUAAGUUCAUUUCUAUUUCUGAAUCGCAAAUAAAUGAUCAAUUAUAUCAAAUCUUUGAUACUUGGGUAAUUUAUAUUUCUCUAUAUUGCUCAAUUUUGUUUUGUGAAUGGAACAUUUUCUAUUGAAUUCAUAAAUCUAAUAGUAUUCAUAGCAUCUCCAAUAAUCAUUAAAAUACAAAAUAAGAUCUAAGAAUUGCAAGUUAAACAAUAUCUUUAAUUAGAUGAUAAACACUUUCGAUUUUUUGAAUCAAAACUAAGGAAAAUCUUUGAUUUAAUUAAAAUCACUUACUAAAAGGAAUGGAGAGCAUUCAGAUAACCAGUAAUUAGAGCUUAUGUAUCUUUGUAAUUACAUAGUUUAGCUGCUAAUCAUUUAAGAAAUUGUUAUGGAAAUUAAAGUGAUUUUAAUUAUUAGAAUAAUGCAGUUAAGAAAUGCUUUUGUAAAUAGUAUUUUUAAUACAAUGAAGAAAAAUCAGUAAAUUUUUGGAAAAGAGAAUUAGAUGCUGAAACAGAAAAUAAAUACUUUGCAUUCAAAAGUGAAAAACAAUUUAAAUAAUUUCUAUUUGAUUUAAUAAAGGAUAGUUUUGAAAGAUAUCUAACUCAAAAGUCAAUAUUAGAAACUAAUGUAUAGUUUUCAUACAUCUACUUCUUAUUUUAAAUUCAAAAGAAACCAACCAAAGCAUUCUAUGAGGCUAUGAAUUUGAAAUUUAAAAUCAAAAAGCUCUCCUAAAAGAAAAUUAUGAUCAUUGAAUAACUUAUUCAAGAUGCUAAGUUUAAUUUCAACUUAAUGAUAGAGAAAAAAGAUUUAAAAAAUUAGAAAUAUAAUUUCAAACAGGUUUUUGAUUAUGAUUAGAAUUUGGAUACUACUAAAUUAAACUUUUAAAUCAUAUUAACAAAUUAUAAGAAAUGGUACAAUCAAUUGUUGAAUUAAUAGUUGUAAUUAUAAAUGAUCAUCAAAAAGGGAAUUGAACUUCAACAAUAAAUAUAAUAAUUAGAGUAGUAAAUAUUCAGUUUAUAUUAAUUGAAUCCAGUUUCAUCUGAAUUAGAUACAAUAGUUUAUCUUUUUUAUAAAUACAUACAUUUUAACCUCAAAAGACCAAAAUCUAUUAGAAGAAAUUCCUCAUAUGCAAAUUAAUUUAUUUAGUCAAUUAAUCAAUAAGUAUUUGAAAAGGAAUCUUGUAUCAUUUAUAUAUCACUCAUGAAUCAGAGAGGAUCCAUACAAAAUUAUACUAAAUCUUUUAAAUCUUUAAUAUUAGGAAAUGAUUAAGAUAUCAAAAAUUAGAAUAUCAAACAUUUUAUGCCAGAUUCUAUUGCACAAUAUCAUGACAUGUAUUUAGAUAAUUUCAUUGAAUUGGGUAGGAUGAAUAUAGUAAUGGCUGAAUAAAGAUUUUUGAUUCUUAAAAAUAAGUAAUAGUUUAUAAUUCCAGUAUAUGCCAAAGUGAGAUUGGAGAACUAUUCUAACAGCGAUUUUGGAUCAUCUGCUCUGAUAACACAAAUUAAUUAAUAGAAUUAUUACAUUGUCAUAAGUAGAUAUGGCAUUUUGGAAGAAAUGUCUUAGAAUUUUUACUAAGAAAUCAUUCAAAAAACUUUGAAUUAUUAUCCAUAUUAAUUAAAAAACUUGAAUUUGCUUAGAUUAAUGCCCUGUUUGUUGAAAGACUUGCAGAAGUUAGAAGUAAAUUAGUAAAAUAGCAAUGAAAUAGAUUUCGAAUUUUCUUAGUAAAAUAAAGAUCAAAUCAAUUAUGAUAUUCUAAUGGAAGGGCAUAUUCUAAUUCCUAAGCAAUAAACUUUGUUAGAUUAGUUAUAGAUAUCAAAUAAAAAUAUUUUAAACGUUGAUGUCGAAAAUUACUUUUUCGUUUAAUAAUAGAAAAAUCAUUUAUUCUACUAAAAUGUUCAACAUCUAUUUAUAUUUUAUGUUAAAUACAAGAUUCGAUUAAUGAAAACCAUUAAUUCAUUACAUAGAAUACUAGAAAUUUAGACGUUGAAAAUGAUCAAAUCAGAGCAUCAAUAAAAGGCUAUAAGAAUAGUCCAGAAUAUUUGCAAUAUUGAAUAGUCUUCUAUUUUGAAGUUUUAAUAAGCACCUAAAAUACAUUAUUAUUUGUAAGAUUCGGAUGGAUAUGACGCGUUUCAAAAAGAGUAAAUUGAGGCAUUCAGGAAAUCGUAAUCUUCUGAAUUGUUCGAUAGAAAAUCAUAUGAUUUAGAAAACAAUUUAAUAAUGGAAGAGGACAAUAUGAUAAGUCAGAAAUAGAGGAAUUUUGAUGAGCAUUACUCAACUAGAAGGGAUUUAAUAUAGUAAACAUUAUUAAAUACUUUGGAUUCUCAUGUGUACUAAAAAACAAAAGAAAAUGUUCAACUACUGCAGAAUGAAUCUGAUACUACAAAGUAAUUAAUGAGAAAGAAUAGUUUUAAUGUAGUAAGUAAGGGUCAGAUUGAUGAUAUGGAAUUAUCAAAUAAAUAAUCAAAAGACUCAAUUGAUUAGGAUUCAGGCUCAAAUUAUAAAAAUCGUUAAGCAACAAUUCAUUAGAAAGAUGGGAGUUCAAUAGCUAGUUCCCAAUAAUAGAAUGAUUAUAUUAGUAAAAGGAGAAUGAUAAGAGAUGUCUUAUUUUCAGAUCAUUAAUUUUAAAAUACCGCUACAAAAACUAGCAUUUUGAUUUUUGGCUUAGUUUUACUUAUCAUCUUAUACCUAGUAAAUCUAAUCUUUAUAGUUAUAACACAACACGUAUAUAUUCUUUAUAUAAUCCCUAGAAAGUAGAAGAGAUCGAAGCCAACAAACAUGUAUCGAUAAAUAUACAAAACUCUUUGAAUCUAUUUAUCCUAUCAAAUCAGUUUGAACAAAUUCAAAUCUAUCAAAAUAAUACAUGGAUUUGGUAUUAACAGCUUUAGAAUCUUUCAAUUAUAAACUAUCAAAUAUAUCUAAGAUAAAUUUUAAAUGCUCAAAACUCAAUUAUAGAGCAAUCAAUGUUUAAUUAAUUAAGUAUUUAUUAAUAUACUAAUCAAUAGAAACCAUAUAUUUUGAAGAAACAAUUAAAUAUGAAUUGGAUUAACUUUUUAUAAUUAAAUUAAUAGGCGAAUACAUGAUAGAUUAUAAUAGUGACAAAGAAACACACAAGGAUGGAAUAACAUUUCUAAUUCGUAAUUUUUAGGUCAUUGUUUAGGAAAUGCUAGUCGAAUUUAAUAAUACUACCUAUAGUAAUAUUCAAUAGGAAAUCGACAUCAUUGAUUCCUAAAUAUAAUUAACUAUAAUUCUAUCUGAAGUUACAUUGAGUUUAAUAGUCAUCAUUCUUUUACCUGUAUUUUUAAUUAUUAAUCGAUAAAAAAACACAAUUUUGGAAUUCUUUAUGACAUUCCCUUAAAAUGAACUUCAAUAGUAAUAUGAUAUUUAUUAAAUUCUGUUGGACAAGUUGGAAGAAACUAAAUUUGCUUAACAGGAGACUAAUCAAUAUGAUAUUGAAAGUUCUCAUAUUAAAUAAUUUGUAAAAUCUAUUCGCCUAGUCAAAGAUUCCAAUUAAAGUAAAUAAUAAUAUGGAAAAUUGAAGAAAAUGAUUGGAUCUAGUAUUUUAAUUUAAUAUUUUAGAUGCAACUCCAUUGAUAAUAUUUAGUAUCUUUUUAGUUUUACUCCUAUUUUCUAUAGUUUCUGCUUACUUUAUAACUUCAUUUAUGAUUAAAUAUCAAUUUCUAAGUGAUUAUAAAAGAAUUAAUAAUGAUAUCAAAAUUUAUGAUUCUUUACAAUGUGAAAUUUUAAAAGAAAAUGCUAUUUAAAAUUUAAUUCUCAAUUAAAUAUUAAAUUAGAAUGUAAGUGAUGUAAUUAAAAAUACAGGUAAUUUAAUACUAUAUAAAUAGUACUCGAAUUAUUUGAAGUAGAAAAAGCAAGUCAAUAUCCAACAAUAUUGUAUUAUCAAUAAGAGCUUACCUAAAGAUUUUCAGAUUCAAGCAAUGAAGAGUUCUAUAAUGUUUUAUCAAAUAACACAUGCGAUAUUUUCAACUCUGAUAUAAUUAAACACUUGGAAUUGGAAGAAUUUUUAGACUUUUAUAGUUACCAAGGGUGUCAGACUAUUGGCCAAGUUCAGCAAGGAAUUAGCAUUUCUAUAAUUAAUUUUGUAAAUUAAUUGAAAUAAUUAUAUUCGACAUUGUAGUUUUUUGAAAGUAACAAUCUUAAGUAUUAAAGAUAAUAAUGGUUAUGAAUACAAAACUCUGUAUGAUAGUAUCAUAUUCCUAAAAGACUAAGAUAUAUAAUAAUCUUAUCUAUAUACUGCUUUUGCACUUUAAGUGAUAACAAACUAUCAAGAUUAGUAGAUUAAGACCUUAGUCUAAUAACAUUACUUAACUCAAAUUAUAGCCUUUGUUGUUGGUGCCAGCUUUAUUAGUGUAUUCACUCUUAUAACAGAGAAGUGCUUCAAAAGUCUGAUUUCCAAUUAGAUAAAUUAAUCCAAACUGCUACUUACUUUAAUCCCAUUUGAAACCUUAUAAACAAAUGCUUAUGUUAUGACUUAUGUAUUGCAAGAAUCGAAAAAAAUAUAUUUAUGA